GAAUCCUGUGCCCUCGCGCAGCGCCCUCGACCUCUGGUCCUCCAGCCGGGCACGGACAGGUAUUUGGCAUGUGUGAAGAGGAUGCUGCCGAAGAGCCCCAUCCCGCCGCGGGAGGUUGUCAGUGUCUCCAACAGCAGCCUUGGUAGCGAGGUGGACGAUGCUAGGAAGCGCUGGGCGAAGGAAUGGUUCUACCAGGGCAUGCAGAACAUGGUAAAAGAGCUCGGCGCCAUCGCUCUCAAAGCUGCCAUCAGUGGGUUUUGGUCUGAGAUCCUGGGGAGUCUCUGGCAAGCUUUCUUCCCACCGCCCUUUUCGAAGGAGGAGGCCAUCAUGAAGCUCAUGAUGGAGUGGACCGAGCAGUACGUGCAGCGUGCCAUCGCCGCAGAGGUCAAGAAUGACAUCGCCGGGAUGAUGUGUACUCUUGAGGAGACAACAGGCGAGCUGAACAAGUGCAUGGCCAGCUUGAAGGAGGAGAUCGAAAAGGUUAAGAAGCAGAGGCAGGAGGUCGAGGACCCACAGGACGAUCUGGAGGAUGAGGAUGAGGAGGAGCUGCCAGAACGCCUUCCCACAAUUUCGCGUCGUCGCAGGUCAGUGCCGACGACACCCGCGCCGGUCCCAUUUCCAGAACUCUUGUUUACUGAAUGCCUCGCCAAGCACACAACCGCCAAGACUGCUGCAAGGGCAAUCGUAAACAAGAUCGCGAAUACCGGGUACAAACAGGAGAUGGCUCCGGAGUUCCAGGCCAGCGCCUGGUCUCUGAUGACCCUGUGGCGGCAGCUCUACAACGUCCGCCUCGAGAAGGAGGAGUUCGAACCCGAGUCCAAGAAAGUCUCCGAGGAUGUCUUGGACGCCAUGAAGGAUCAGAUGAAAAAACUCGAUGAUACAGCCAAAGACAUCAUGGAUGACUGGAAGAAGUGGCGAAAUGACCGACUCGAAAUUAAGCAGUGGAGAUAUCGCUCCGGUGGUGGUGGAAGCUUCGUCAUGUUCUACCAGGCUUCUGUAACGUUGAUUGACAAGCUCACAGGUUUCGAGCAGACCUGGAAGACAGAGAAGGCCAAAAAUGAUGAAUGGCCCUAUGGUAUACUCACGGACAAGUUUAAGGAGCACGUUAAGGAACGCCACAUGCAGCAAAUGUUCAUCGAAGAGUUUGUCCCAAUGAUCUCAACGUAUCCUUACAUCCGUCGUCUGAUCCCUGGAGAAGAGACCAGCAAAUUGAUACCUGAUCCACUGCCGGUGUUCAUUCAACUGCCAACCUUGUCUGGAUGGCUUACUGGCAACAACCAGAUGGACUUGAAACACGACGGUCGAGAGAAAUGGGUCUAUGCAAGCAUAAGAAGCAGGGAUCACGGCCCGAUUCACUCGAUUGCCGGGCGCCGCGGGGAUCAGAUCGACCAGCUGAACUUCGUCGGGCGAGGGUUCGUCCCCCUGCCGGAGCACAACACCGGCGGAGAAGAGAUGCCAGAGAAGUACUUCCAGGGGAAGAUUUGCGGACUGGACGUGGGAUACUGGAAGGACUGGAUGCAUCGCUUCACGGUUUUCAAUGUCAAGAACGCUUCUGAUAGCUGGAAAGGAAAGAGCUCAGCCGAGACUACGUUUUAUGCCUCUGGCCCAGGUCUCUGCGGCCUCUACACUUUCGACCGCCCGAAGAUGCAGGCUGAUGGCUUCGGAGGAUGCGGCGAUGCUCUGCAGCUGCAGAUGUGGUUCCAACCCGACGAGGCUUUGAAGUAG
Molecule: messenger RNA, 1725 nt
Organism: Symbiodinium sp. CCMP2456
Lineage: Eukaryota; Dinophyceae; Suessiales; Symbiodiniaceae
Source: the annotation of a GenBank genome assembly